Messenger RNA from Ostreococcus lucimarinus CCE9901, 657 nucleotides. RefSeq lists its product with no specific name. The record is from RefSeq and is a predicted model, not a curated record. Bases 1 to 657 code for a protein of 218 amino acids. The transcript has a single exon. NCBI's taxonomy places the organism in Eukaryota, Viridiplantae, Chlorophyta, Mamiellophyceae, Mamiellales, Bathycoccaceae.
AUGCGCGCGUCUCGCGACGACGCCUCGGACGACGCGUCGGACGACGCGGAGCUAUUGGCGUCGGCGCCCGAUUGGUUGCUCGCGUGGUUUCUGCGGGACAGGAAAUUGGACGCGGAUAAGGCGCGCGCUAAGACGCUGAAAUAUCUCGAAUGGCGACGCUCGGGGUACGGAGAGAGCGAACUGAAACUCUCGAGCGAAGUCGCGGAAGAAGCGGCGAGCGGCAAGGCUGUGCUGCUCGGCGAGCGCGACGCGCAGAAUCGGCCGGUGGUGUACGUCACGCUGACGAAGCACGACGUGGAGACGCGCGAACUCUCGCGAACGUGUCGAUUGUGCGUGAAACUCGUCGACGAAGCGCUGGAGCAGUUGCGCGGUGAGGGCGCGGGCGCGCCGGAGACGCUGAUGUGCGUGUUCGACCUGCGCGGGUUCACGAUGAAGAACGCCGACAUCGACUUCGUCAAGUUUUUCAUCAAGUGCAUCUUCGACUACUUUCCCAAGCGCAUCUCUCAGGUGCUGCUCAUCGAACCCCCGUGGGUGUUCACGCCGGUGUGGCAAAUCGUCAAGCCUUUGAUGGGCAAGUACGCCGCACUCGUGAAGCAGGUCAAGGCGAAGGACGCCAAGGCGUACUUUGACCCGGAAUCGACGCUCUUCGACGCGUGA